AUGAGUGAUAAUAGUUUUAACCUUUUCCCCCCUGAACAUACACAAAAUAAUUCUUCAACUUUUGCCUAUUCUAAUAAUAAUAACGCGUUUAAUAUUAGUACUUUUGGCAGAAGAUCUCAAACUGCCAAUUUAAACAAUAGUCCGCUUGGAUUUUUAACACUUUUAUCACCACCACAAUCUCAAUUUUCACUUGAAACAAGACCUCAACCUUUACUUUUUGGAACAAACCAAUCUCUGGUUCUACAACAGCCUCGACCUUUUUCUCAACUUACAAUUUUGAAUCCUCAAGAAAGCCAUCAUCAAAAUGGACUUGAUACUCCUCAACCAUAUAACCAAACACAAUUUAAUCCAAGUCUUCCUUAUAGUGGACAUCUUGAUUUCGUGGUUUUAAAUUUAAAUGAUAUCAUUAAAAAUCUUUCAAAGAUUUUUAAUUAUUAUGAUGUUUUGACUGGACAUCUCAAUAAUGAAAUUCAAAAUAUAAAUGCUCUUAAUGGAAAUGAACUUAUUAUUCAACUAAACAACCAAGCACAAUUUAAUUCUAGCUUUCCUUACAAUCACUACAACAACAACAAUCGUAAUAACGAACCAGGUGGAAAUAUUGAUAACAUGGUUCUAAAUUUGAAUGUUGUUAUUAAUAAAAGUAAAAGUCUUUCAGAGAUUUUAAAUGAUCACCAUGUUUUAGCUGGGUGUCUUGAUGACGAGGUUCGAAAUAUCCCAAGACUUCCUUAUAAUUAUUACAACAGCAACAACAAUCAUAAUAUUGAAUUAUUUGGGCGCCUUAUUGGAACAGUUCAAAAUUUAAACAAGAUCAAUAAAAAUCUUUCGGAAAUUUUGAAUGGUCAUCGUAUUUUAAGUGGGCAUCUUGAUAAUGGAAUUCAAAAUAUCUCAAGACUUUCUUACAAUUAUUACAACAACAAUGGUCAUAAUAACGGACAUAUUGACGAUGCGGUUUUAAGUUUAAAUGUUAUUAAUAAAAGUCUUUCAAAGAUUUUGAACGAUUGUGGUAUUUUAGAUGGGCAACUCAAUGAUGAAAUUCAAAAAAUAAAUUCUCUUAACAGAAAUCUUUCAAAUAUUUUUAAUAAUCAAUGA
Messenger RNA from Entrophospora candida, 1089 nucleotides. The record is from the annotation of a GenBank genome assembly. Lineage: Eukaryota; Fungi; Glomeromycota; Glomeromycetes; Entrophosporales; Entrophosporaceae.